Vicia villosa (hairy vetch) is the source of this 1476-nucleotide messenger RNA. Its product is annotated as ethylene-responsive transcription factor 1-like. Gene Ontology annotation, biological process: regulation of DNA-templated transcription; ethylene-activated signaling pathway. The record is from RefSeq and is a predicted model, not a curated record. The transcript has a single exon. Lineage: Eukaryota; Viridiplantae; Streptophyta; Magnoliopsida; Fabales; Fabaceae. Gene Ontology annotation, molecular function: DNA binding; DNA-binding transcription factor activity. The coding region runs from base 47 to 682 and encodes 211 amino acids.
AGUGUCAGUUACUCUCUAAACGGUAAUCUUUAUUUAGAUCCAAAACAUGGCUUCUACCACCAAUGAUCCAGAUUUUGCAUUUUUGGAACAUGUUCAAGAAUACCUUCUUUGUGAUGAUUCCAGUUUUCAAACAUCUUAUCAAUCUUUUUCAAGCCCUAAGAGUGAUAGUGAUUCAGACAAAUCUGUAGGGGCUGUUGAGGUUAGCGUAGCUCCUGUGUCAUGGAAGCGGUACAAGGGCGUGAGGCGUAGGCCGUGGGGGAAGUUUGCGGCGGAGAUCAGAGAUCCAAAAAAGAAUGGCGCUAGGGUUUGGUUAGGGACUUAUUUGACCGAGGAAGAAGCAGCUUUGGCUUAUGAGAAAGCUGCUUUCAAGAUGCGUGGUCAUAAAGCCAAGGUUAAUUUUCCCCACCUUAUUGGCAACGACGUGUCUAUGUUAGAUACGUCAGAGCCAAAAAGGGAGGUGGUUUUGAAACGGGACUCACCCGAGCCUUCUUCGUCUGAGGGAAGUUGUGAGUCAUCGUCACCGGGGUCAAAGAGGAGGAGGGGUAUGGCUGACCUACUUAACAAAUUAGCCAAGAAUAGAAGUCAAGCCAUGGUGGUUGAAAUUGGAAAGAUCUCACAGGAAAAUGACUUUGAGCAAUGGGUGAAUGAGUUGAGUGAUUGCACUCUAAUCUGGAGCUCCUAGAGUAGUUUUGUUAAUUUUAUGUUUUCUUUUGAUUUGUGCAGUUUCUUAAUAUUUUUUUGCAUUACCCGGUUGAUAUUAAUGGGGUGAUGUUUGAGCAAAACUACAACAAUUAAUGUUGUUAUUUUUCCAAAAGAACGUUUCUUUUGGAUUUGAUGUUAAGUUGCAAAAAGAAAGAAAGCAUAUUAGAGAUGCACAAAUUCAAUUUAUCUCUAAGGGAAUACUUAUAUGCGUACCAAACCGAUACUUACUUCUUCGAUCUGUCGUAAUUAACAUCACUUUCACUUGAAUAUUAUGGUGUUGGGUUAUACGAGGAAAAGAAUAACUAUAAAUAAAUAGAAUUUGAUAUUAUCAUAUUGAUACAAAGACAAGACCUUUUUUUAAUUGCAAUAUUAUGUUGUUGGAUUAUAAGAGGAAAAGAAUAACCAAAUACACAACACGACUGUAUGCCAAAUUAUAAUAUGAAAUCUCCCCUUAAGUAAACUUUCACUCCUAGAGAUUAAAAAAAAACUCAAAUAGUAAACUAAAAUCCUUAGGGAGAACUCAAAUAGUAAACUAAGAUCAUUGCGGAGAAUUUAGUGCAUUCCGGUCACUUAAAGGUCCUACAUUAGGUACUAGAGACUAGAUUAUGAGUAACAAAUAGAUGUAAGGAAGUAUCUAACGAAUCCCACACAAAAUACAAGAGAGACCCUCUGGUCCAAAAAAAUAUUCCACUUGAAUAAAUUGUCUCUUAAAGGAAUCUAUCCAGCAAUAGCUGCUAAGAAAAGAUCAUCAUUUUAGAGGGAGCUCAACUAUCU